CUGGGUAGGCUCAGGUUGAUUGUAACCAUGCUGUUUCUUUGCUUGGGAGCUUUGGUCUCCCCUUCCUGCCCAGAUUUUUUGUACAUAUCCAUUUUGAUGUAUAUAAUUUACAUUUCCUGAUAAAAAAAAAAAAAAAAAAGAAUGAAAAAGCGUGCUUCCCAUCCUUCUGUUUAGGCUUUUGAUAUCCCUUUAUAUAUAAACUGCUGAAGUUGAUUGUUGCUUUUAUAUCCCGUUCCUCUCUUCUCUUUCCAGUGUUGAUGAUGCAGUGACGGCUGAUGAGCGCAGCUGCUAGCUUAUGUUUUGAGAAUUUGUAGCGACAGCAAGAGUGCCAAGAGCUGUUUGGGGAUAUGCCUGAACGAAAUUUCAAAUUUAUGGAGCACCAUGAUUAGGAGAGGUUGCUCUAUAAAUGCCACGCACGAUGAAUCCCUGCCCCUUUUCCUUCAAAAGAUACGAUGCGCAGGUUGUAAGCCCGACCAUCAAGUCUUCGCAAGUCUUCUCAAAGCUUGCGCUGCCAUCUCGGCCAUCAAAUUGGGGGAGGCCGUUCACAGUUAUGUCGCUAAACUGGGCCAUCUUUCCUGCUACGCUGUAUCUAAGGCAGUUCUUAACAUGUAUGCUAAAUGUGGAGCUCUUGAUGACUGCAAGAAACUGUUUAAUGAGAUGGGUCAUUGUGAUCCUGUAACCUGGAACAUUGUCUUAUCUGGAUUUUCUGGAUCCCGGGUUUAUGAUGCUGAGGUGAUUAGGUUGUUCUAUGCAAUGCAUCUUGCCCACGAACCUAAGCCUAACUCUGUCUCCAUUGCUGUAAUUCUUCCAGUAUGUGCUCGUUUAGGAGAGUUAGAUGCUGGAAAGAGUGUGCAUUCUUAUGCGAUCAAAUCUGGAUUAGAGUCACAGACGCUUGUAGGAAAUGCUUUGGUGUCCCUGUAUGCAAAAUGUGGACUUGUGCGCACUGAUGCAUGUGCUGCAUUUCAAACAAUUGAUAGCAAAGAUAUUGUUUCCUGGAAUGCAAUGAUUGCAGGAUUUUCUGAAAAUAACUACAUGACCAAUGCAUUGGAAUUGUUCCAUUUGAUGCUAGAAGAACCAAUAGAGCCAAAUUAUGCUACAGUUGCAAAUAUUCUGCCUGUUUGUGCUUCUUUAGAAAAGAAUAACGCUUUCUGCAUAGGGAAAAGGAUUCACUGCUAUGUGCUGCGUCGGACUGAGCUGGCCACAAAUGUUUCUGUCUCCAAUGCCCUUAUGAGCUUUUACCAGAGGAUUGGUUUUGUGGAAGAAGCAGAAUUGAUUUUCCAAAGGAUGCAAUCAAAAGACAUAAUAUCAUGGAAUGCUAUUAUUGCAGGAUAUAUAUCAAAUGGUGAAUGGUCGAAAUCGUUGGUGUUGUUUCGUGAAUUCCUCUCUUCCGGAUUGGUUGGGCCAGAUUCUAUCACUCUUAUCAGUAUCCUUCCUGCGUGCGCCCGUUUAUAUGAUUUGCAUAUGGGGAAAAAGAUACAUGGUUAUACUCUCCGGCAUCCAAAUCUGCGUGAGAAUACAGCUGUUGGUAAUGCCCUAAUAAGCUUCUAUGCAAAAUGCAAUGAUAUAAAUGCAGCAUUUCGAAUAUUCUUAAUGAUUUCUAAAAGGGACUUGAUAUCAUGGAAUGCUAUGCUUGAUGCUUUGGCAGAGAGCGAAAGUGAGAAUCAGUUUAAUGAUGUCUUACACUGGAUGUUGAGGGAAGGAGUAAGACCUGACCCCAUUACUAUAUUAUCCAUGAUUUAUAUAUUUGCUUCUUUUUGUAGAAUGGACAAGGUUAAAGAAGUUCAUGGAUACUCAUUUAAAGCUGGCUUUCUCCAAGAUUUAGUUGAACCUACAAUCUGGAAUGCAUUGCUUGAUGCGUAUGCCAAAUGUAGUAACAUGGAGUAUGCAACAAAAAUAUUUGAAAGUUUGUUGGGUAAAAGAAAUGUGGUCACAUGCAAUUCAAUGAUCUCAGGCUAUUUGUAUUGUGGUUUAUACAAUGAAACAUAUAAAAUAUUUAAUGACAUGUCAGAAGCUGAUCUCACCACUUGGAAUCUUAUGAUUCGUGUUUAUGCUGAAAAUGGUUGUGUGGACCAAGCUCUUAGUCUGUUUCAUGAGUUACAAGCUCAAGGAAUGAAGCCUGAUACAUUGAGCAUCAUGAGCAUCCUUCCAGUCUCUGCUCAAAUGGCCUCUGUCCAAUUGUUAAGGCAGUUGCAUGGAUACAUUGUCAGAGCAUGUUUUGAGGAUCAUUGCUUGAAGGGGGCUUUACUAGAUGGAUACUCAAAAUGUGGAACCAUAAGAUGUGCAUCUACACUUUUUCAGUCAACUCUUCACAAGGAUUUGGUUAUGUUCACAGCCAUGAUUGGUGGGUAUGCCAUGCAUGGUAUGGGAGAGGAAGCAGUUAGGACUUACCAUCAUAUGCUUCAGUUGGGUCUAAAGCCAGAUCAUGUGAUCAUCACUGCUGUCUUGUCAGCUUGCAGUCAUGCUGGUCUGGUGGAUGAAGGGUGGAAAAUUUUUGAUUCAAUAGAAAAGGUACAUGGGGUCAAGCCAACCAUGGAACAAUAUGCUUGUGCAGUGGAUCUCCUCGCUCGCAGAGGCCGAGUUAAAGAUGCAUACUCUUUUGUGACUAGGAUGCCAAUUAAUGCUAAUGCAAAUGUAUGGGGGACACUCCUCGGUGCUUGUAGGACCCACCAUGAGGUAGAAUUGGGGCGUAUUGUGGCUAAUCACCUUUUUGAGAUUGAAGCUAAUAAUAUUGGGAACUAUGUAGUGAUGUCGAAUCUGUAUGCAGCAGAUGCUAGAUGGGAUGGAGUCAUGGAUAUGAGGAGGCUUAUGAGGACAAGAGAUUUGAGAAAGCCAGCUGGAUGCAGCUGGGUUGAAAUGCGGCAGAGGAAGAGCAUUUUCAUAGCUGGAGAUUCUUCUCAUCCACAAAGAAGCGUUAUUUAUAGUGUCUUAGGUAGCUUGGAUCAACAAAUGAAAGAUCCAUUUCAGUUUUGAGUUAAUAUGCCUGAUGAUUUCAGCACUGAAAUGUCAUUGCAGUAGGUGGGUGUAAUUGCCCUGGAAACAGUAUCUGUAUUGAAAUGACCAUAAUUCUGGGAAGGCAGAAUCCUUGCUGAUUUGAUGUGUGGUAAUGAGUAAAUCCUGUUCAUCAACUCAUUGGUUAUUAUGAUAAUCUCCUGUUCACCUGUUUCCUCCGGCUUCAAGUAAUACAGCAGAAACAGUUUUCCUCAAAAUUUUGUUUAAAUGUAUGAUAUAGUUUGCUGCUCCUUCUUACAGCAAGUCUUAUCUUAAUGGUAAACAUCUAGAUUCUAGAUUCAUGUGAAGCUUUCCAAGUUUGAAGGUCUAUGUCAUGAAGCCUGGAUUUAUUUGACUAUCUACUUGUUUAUAUUGGCAUGCAUUAGAGUGUAAACUCAUCAACUAAUGAAUUACAUCAGUCUAAGGGGCUUUUGGCACUCGUUUUGGGCAUUCUUGGCAAUCUAUUCCUUAGGUUGGAGAAAUGGAAUGAACCACAUACUUGAUAAGUCAACUAUUAAAUUUUUAAUUGCUCAAAGAUUAUUGACAAGUGCCCCAUUAUUUCACAUAAUCAUCCAGAACCACCACCAUCCAAUCUCCUCCUAGGAAAAUUUGGAUCACGUGAUAAUUGGACUCUCAUUGAGUUUUCUAGUUCCUAAGUUUUUUAAUUUGAUCGUUGGGUUUUUUAUUUGAUUGUUGGAUUUUGGAUAUUUUACUGCUCAUCUGAAGGAAAGGCAACAAUUUGGAGGAGGUGGUUGUGGAGGUUAUUGAGUUGUUGUACUAGUAAGUGCUUUGACUUGUGCAACAAUUUGGAGGAUGUGCUUGUGAGAGGCUAUUGAGUUGUUGUACUAGCUUAUAUAUUUGUGGUGAAGGCUUAUGCUAACAAAGCAACAAAGAGGUGUCCUAUGUCUAGCUCUCAAAGGCAAGUGGUCAAUGAGCUGAAAAUGUGAAUGCUUGCUUAAAGGAGUAUAGCAAGAGCAUGGCAAGGAUGAUGCAACAAUUUCAGCAAAUGUAAUAGCAGAACUACCCACAUAUUAUGGUAGGAUGAAUACAGGAGGCUUAUGGUCUGACUGGAAUAAACACCAAAUUAGCCUAUGUGCUGGCCUAUGGUUGGUUGUGAUUCUGAAUAGAAAGAGUGCUAGUAGAGCAUAGGGUCAGGUCUGCCCUGGUGCUUUUUUUCUCUGGGCCUCAUCUGGCUUGCAGAUUCUGCACAAUGAGGAUAGCAAUGGUGCCUAAUCAUAACAAAUGGAGAACAUGUACAAGGAGCAUUUUGAGCACAAAGGACUUUUUGAAGAUCUUUUUCAAAUUUUUUUUUUGUUACAGUUUCCACUAAAAAUACAGGGAAUUUGAAGACCCGUAGUAUUUGUAUUUUGAAUGAUUAUAUUAAGUACUUGAAAUGGAUGCCCAUUUGACAUUUUAUUCUAAUUAAAUUGAUUUUCUUGCGUUAGUAU
This is a messenger RNA of Malania oleifera, 4436 nucleotides long. Its product is annotated as putative pentatricopeptide repeat-containing protein At5g08490. Gene Ontology annotation, biological process: RNA modification. NCBI's taxonomy places the organism in Eukaryota, Viridiplantae, Streptophyta, Magnoliopsida, Santalales, Ximeniaceae. The record is from RefSeq and is a predicted model, not a curated record. Bases 382 to 2970 code for a protein of 862 amino acids. Gene Ontology annotation, molecular function: RNA binding; protein binding. The transcript is spliced from 6 exons.